ACAGAGUGCAGAUUGGCUGAYAAUAACGUUGCCUUCACAGUCGUGCUACAAUCUAUUUCACUUACCAACCUCGCAGUAGUUGAUCCUUCGGUAGAGCUAGAUUCCGUGAAAACGAGAUAGCAAUUUUUCUGUGUUUCAAGUGAUCCAUUUUGGACCCAUACCCAUCACUGGAACGACAAAACGGUUCAGAAAUAAUUCACACCUCCCACCCGAGCUUGACCUCAUUCAUAUUAGAGGCUUUGUCAUGACCAAAUCGAUUUUUUUGCCGUUGUGGAGUUUCGCAGUACUGAAUUUGGCAAGACUUGCGUGGGCUGUGCAUUCGCCAUCUCCCCCAUCGUCGCUMUUGUCGAAAGCCAUUGUUGGCGGGUCUACCGUCAUAAGGUCGCCACCAGACGAGGCUUCGACACUCUUUGGGGUCAGCACGAAAAACGUCGAUUCCCAGGAUGAACUGAUUUAUGUAGAAAAACGGAAUGGUUCCAAAGAACCUCUGGAACGAAUAAAGGUAAGCGUUUCGUAAACUUUUUCAGCGUUGAAACCUCUUCCAUGCUUGGUGUUGUUUUGCCCUUGAUGAAAUGCAUCGUAUUUUUCAAGAAAAUUACUCAGCUCGGUGCUGCUUUUAGAUACUGGAACGCCUCAAGAGAAUGGCGGCCACCUUUCCAGCGGAAGACGAGAAGACUUUGAUGACCAAACUCGACUUAGAAUCGUUGGCGGAAUCGAUCUUGCGUGGCACGUACCCGGGUGUUAGCUCAUACGAAAUCGAUAUUUUGGCAGCCGAAACAGCAGCUAGUAUGGCUACACAGCACGUCCUGUAUGCACGGUUGGCGGCACGUAUUCUGGUGUCACUCAAUCACAAGUACACCCCGCCGACUUUUUCAGACGCUGUCGAGGCAAUUGACGAAGAAAUACAAUACAUUGAUCCAAGCAUUGUGGACCUGGUUCGACGGCGGGGAGACGAAAUCAGUCAGCGGAUUCGAAACGAACGGGAUCUUGAGUUUUCAUACUUCGGUUUCAAAACUUUGGAACGCUCCUAUCUAUUGAAGACCAACGAUGGAAAGUUCCUAGAACGACCACAAUAUUUGCUAAUGAGAGUAGCCCUAGGGAUACAUUGUACCGAAAGGAUAUCAGGCAAAGUCACUCCAGAAGAGGAAGAUUUACGACUGCAGGCUGCUUUUGAGACGUACGACUAUAUGAGCGAGGGAUACUUUACCCAUGCAUCUCCUACACUAUUUCAUUCUGGAACGACUCAUCCUCAGCUAUCGAGUUGUUUCUUGGUUCAAAUGAGUGACGAUUCAAUUUCGGGCAUAUAUGAUACAUUAAAGCGAUGCGCUGUCAUAUCCAAAUCUGCUGGUGGAAUUGGAUUGAGCGUGCACAAUAUUCGAGCUAGGGGGUCUCCCAUCAAGGGUACACGAGGUACUUCCAAUGGACUGGUUCCUAUGCUUCGCGUUUACGAUGUGACAGCGAGAUACGUUGAUCAAGGAGGUGGAAAGCGGCCUGGUGCAUUUGCUGUUUACAUUGAACCCUGGCAUUCGGACAUUUUCGACGUUCUUAAUCUGAAAAAGAACCACGGGAAAGAAGAACAGCGAGCUCGAGAUCUAUUUUACGGCCUAUGGAUCCCUGAUUUGUUUAUGAAACGAGUAGAGAACGAUGAAAACUGGAGUCUGAUGUGUCCCGAUCAAUGCCCUGGCCUCCCAGAGUGCAGCGGAAAAGARUUUGAGGAACUAUAUGAAAAAUACGAAAAAGAAGGAAAAUAUGUUCGCCAGAUGCCUGCCCGAGAGGUAUGGUCCGCAAUUCUGGAAUCCCAAAUCGAAACAGGAACUCCUUACAUGCUAUAUAAGGAUGCCGCUAAUGAAAAAAGUAACCAAAAGAAUAUUGGAACAAUUCAAUGCAGUAAUCUAUGCACAGAAAUUAUCCAAUAUACGGACGAAGAAGAGGUUGCUGUAUGCAAUCUUGCAAGUAUGUAAGUAAAUCGAGAAAGGAAGUCCGCGAGAACAAUCUACAAGUGUACCCUUUCCUCUCAUUGUUUUUAUGUCCACUUUUCUGAAUAGUUGUCUUCCAAAGUACGUAGUUUCUGAUAGGGGUUCAUAUGGAUCUGUAGAUCCAGACUCUGGAAGAGCAUAUUUCGAUCACGAGGCGCUCCACAGAACAACAAAGAUUGUGACUCGCAACUUAAACCGAAUAAUUGAUAUCAAUAGCUAUCCGAUUCCGGGCGCGAAAAAGUCGAACAGACGGCAUCGUCCCAUAGGAUUAGGAGUAUCUGGCCUAGCUGAUGCGUUCAUUCGUUUAGGUCUUCCCUUUACCUCCGACCAGGCUAAGGAAUUGAAUGAAGCUAUCUUCGAGACAAUCUACCACGCAGCCUUGGAGGCCAGUGUAGAAUUGGCAGCAGAAGAUGGUCACUACGACACAUUCCCCGGUUCGCCAGCCAGUAGAGGGGAAUUCCAAUUCGAUUUGUGGAAUACUCCCGCUGAUGACUUGCCKAGCAAAAGAGCCAAGAAGGGGAAACCUUACCUAGGAAAAUACGCAGAGCCCUAUCAAACGGAAGGCUAUGAUUGGGGCAAGUUACGAUCAUCAAUGAUGGAACAUGGUUUGAGGAAUUCACUCCUAUUGGCUCCUAUGCCAACAGCUUCGACAUCUCAGAUUUUGGGUGUCAACGAGUGUUUCGAGCCUUUCAGCUCGAACCUAUACCUUCGCCGGGUAAAGGCGGGUGAAUUCAUCAUGGCCAAUCCUCAUCUACUUCAAGAUUUGACAGACAGAGGUCUAUGGACACCAGAAGUUCGCAAUCAACUAAUGCGAGAUGGCGGGUCCGUGGCUAACAUCGACGUCAUUCCUUCUGACUUGAAAGAAGUAUAUAAAACGGUCUGGGAAAUCAAGAUGAAAGAAAUUAUUGACAUGGCAGCUGAUAGGGGGAAAUUUAUCGACCAAAGCCAAAGCUUAAAUCUCUUUAUUGCAAAUCCCAACAUGGAUAAACUGACAGCAAUGCAUUUUUAUGCAUGGAAAAAAGGUCUGAAGGUACGUACAACCCUUGAAAUUGAAAGAUCUGCGAACGAUUGAAACAAACCACUAACUWCCCUAAAUUUCACAACUGCGAUAACGGCCAUAGACUGGGAUGUAUUAUCUGCGUACCAAGCCAGCUGUAAACGCGAUACAAUAUACAGUAGAUAAGGGCUCAGCUCCAUCAGGAUCCGUAGCAAUAGUUGACGAUUCACAGGACGUUUGUGUCAGCUGCCAGGCGUAAACUACAAAUGUUAAAGUUGCCGCAAACAACUUCAACUGAAAUUUUAAUACAACACUCGACCCAGCCUGCUUUAGUUGUAAUGAAUUCGAUUUUUUUUA
Messenger RNA from Pseudo-nitzschia multistriata, 3330 nucleotides. Lineage: Eukaryota; Bacillariophyta; Bacillariophyceae; Bacillariales; Bacillariaceae. The record is from the annotation of a GenBank genome assembly.